AUGACAGGAGGGAGCGGCUUCAUCGCGUCGCACGUCCUCAGAAUUCUCUUGGAUCGCGGUCACUCUGUCAUAACCACUGUGCGAUCCCAGGCAAAGGCAGACCACAUCAAGAGUACUUAUUUUGAUGUUCCUUCAUCCCGACUCGACUUGGCCAUCGUUGAAGAUAUUUCUGUUGAGAAUGCAUACGAUGAAGUGAUGAAGUCGGCUCCCUUUGAGGCUGUCAUUCACACAGCAUCGCCUUUCCAGCUCUCGGGCGACGACAUCAAGAAGACCUUUCUGGACCCAGCCAUAUUGGGUACCACUGGGCUGCUUGAAGCUGUCAAGGCUUAUGCGCCAACGGUCAAGCGCGUUACCCAACCUACGUCCAUUCUGCGAAAGACUGGGUCGAAGUCUCGGAAGAAAAAGCCUAGUCAAAUCCAUGGGACGGCUACGUUGGUAUAUGCCGAGAAGGCGGCGUGGGAUUUUGUAAAGAGGGAAAACCCACAAUUUACCAUCACAACAAUUCUCCCUGCUUUCGUCCUCGGUCCAAUCAUCCAUGACGUUGGCUCACUCGAUACUAUCAUGACUUCGGGCCUACUGAUCCGCGAUUUCUUAUCUGGUAAUUACAAAGAAGAGAUCGCACCGAGCCCGAUUGGUCGUUUUACCGAUGUCAGAGAUGCAGCUUUGGCGCACGUCAGAGCCAUUGAAGUCAGAGAAGCCGGCAGACAACGGUUCUUGGUUGGCAGUGGCACAUACUCCAACAGACAAGUGGCUACUAUCUUAUGGAAGAAUUUUCCAGCUCUUCGAUCCAAGCUCCCGGGGCCAGAGGUCAGGUCUGGUGAUUUCCCAGUUGGAGGAGUGCCCGAUUUCGAUGUUGAGCCGUCCAAGAAGAUAUUGUGUAUGGUGUAUGCAACUCUCGAGGAUACUAUCGUUAGCAUGACUGGUUCUAUGGUUGGGCUUUACAAAGAGUGA
This is a messenger RNA of Fusarium mangiferae, 951 nucleotides long. RefSeq lists its product as uncharacterized. The transcript has 4 exons. Bases 1 to 951 code for a protein of 316 amino acids. NCBI's taxonomy places the organism in Eukaryota, Fungi, Ascomycota, Sordariomycetes, Hypocreales, Nectriaceae. Gene Ontology annotation, molecular function: oxidoreductase activity, acting on the CH-OH group of donors, NAD or NADP as acceptor. The record is from RefSeq and is a predicted model, not a curated record.